Alternaria arborescens is the source of this 1071-nucleotide messenger RNA. RefSeq lists its product as hypothetical. The coding region runs from base 1 to 1071 and encodes 356 amino acids. The transcript is spliced from 3 exons. Gene Ontology annotation, molecular function: metal ion transmembrane transporter activity. Gene Ontology annotation, cellular component: membrane. The record is from RefSeq and is a predicted model, not a curated record. Gene Ontology annotation, biological process: transmembrane transport; metal ion transport. NCBI's taxonomy places the organism in Eukaryota, Fungi, Ascomycota, Dothideomycetes, Pleosporales, Pleosporaceae.
AUGAAUCCCAAGGAUCCGAUGGUUCCUAUUCCUUAUUCUUUGGACGCUGUCGAAGCCCUCUGCUCGUACUGGAAUGUGCCGUAUAACUACGUGCCCAGACACGAGGCUCCAUACACUUGUAACGCAACCUUCUCCCCGGUAAUAGGAGACGAGACUUGGAAAGGCCUUGUCAUCUACUUCACCUACAAUGCGUUGUUGAUAACGUAUGAUAGCGCUAAUCAUCGAACGUUCGGCAUCUAUCUACCAGAAGUUGAAGCAGAUGCGAAACGCAUCGUGCGACGUAUCGAACGCCUCCCUAAUUUUGCAUUCAACCCACUGUUUGCACCAGUCAUCAUAGCUGGAAUCUCGGUUCACGAUGUGGUAAGGCAAUCUGCCGAAAGCUUUGCGGCAGGUAUUCACAUGGAGUCGGCUAUGGGAUAUUGGUCAUCAGAGUCAGAAAGCCUUGUGGAGAAAGACUUAAACUUUACACAGAUGAUAAAGUCUUUGAACACACUCUCGAUUGAAGUUGCCAACACAGAGUAUAUCCAAACCAAGACGAUAUGUGCCCUGGAUUUUCUGAAUGAGCUUCUCUUAGUAUGGCCCAAAGAACCUGGUGCUCUUAUUGGUAUUGAGUUACAGGAGCAAGUCAGAUGGUUACUGCAACUCACUCGGGAUUGGAUGGCUGCAUCCAAACGAACAAAGGACAGUGUUCAGUCACUGACACAAACUAUAUACGCGACCCUUCAGCAAAGAGACAACCAGCUCAACCAUCGCUACGGUGCCGACAUGAGACUGAUUACCGCAAUCACUCUCAUCUUCCUUCCCGGAACUUUCGUCGCAACCUUCUUCAGUACGACAUUCUGGGAUUUCUCUCCUGAUAACAGAGGCGCGAAAGUGACCUAUUGGAUAUAUUUGUACUUUGUAGCCACAAUCGGGCUGACGUUCCUGGUGCUCUUCGCAUGGAGGAAGUUCAGUGUUCUCAAACGAUCGGCUGCGAAUAUGGGACAAUUAGUACAGCGAAUACCUUUGUUGGGGAGGCUGAUGACGAAGAAGCGGAUGGAUGAUGAAGAGCUGGGAAAGAAGGGCGAUUGA